Aureobasidium vineae is the source of this 657-nucleotide messenger RNA. Lineage: Eukaryota; Fungi; Ascomycota; Dothideomycetes; Dothideales; Saccotheciaceae. The record is from the annotation of a GenBank genome assembly.
AUGGAAACUCCAGCUGUCGAACACGAUCCUCCAUCUGUGCCCGCCUCGCCUUCACCAAAGCGCUUUAAAUCAGUCGUCGCAUCGCCAGCGCCAGCGCCAGCACCAGAAUCCAUGUCCACCGCCGCUACUCAUCUCCCUCCAAUGAACCUCGAACCUCCGCCGCCAGCCCUCCAGAUCAAGCUCCUCUCGGCGACAGCACGCGCUCCCACUCGCGGCAGUGAAUUUGCUGCCGGCUACGAUCUCUAUGCAUCAAAGAGCACCACUGUGCCAGCCAGAGGAAGAGUACUUGCCGACACUGACAUCUCAAUUGCUGUACCUGCCGACACCUAUGGCAGAGUAGCCCCUCGCUCUGGACUUGCCGCAAAACACUCGAUCGAUGUCGGUGCUGGUGUCAUUGAUGCUGACUACCGCGGUCCGCUCAAGGUCCUGCUGUUCAACCUUGGCGAGACCGACUUUGCCAUCAAUGAAGGCGACAGAAUUGCACAGCUGAUCAUCGAGAGGAUCUACACACCCGAGGUCCUUGUGGUCGAGCAGCUCCCCAAAAGCGUACGUGGUGCUGGCGGCUUUGGCUCGACUGGCGGCUUUGCCAACAUGAUCCCUCCUAUUGGAGUUAUGGGAACCGGCGUAUGGGAAAAAGCAGGAGUUGCAGAAGUGUGA